AUGUGUGCUAUCAUGACUCUCUGCUGUGGUCUUUGGGAGUCGUUUGUUGGUUAUAAUUUUCGUAUGUAUUUACCAUGGGAAAGUUAUAUAUCGAAUGAUUCACAGAUUGGUGCUGUUGAACAUGGUUUAUUGGUCUUUCUAUCAUAUAUUAUUAUUUUGAGUACUGUCGUACCAAUUUCACUUUAUAUCAAUGUCGAAAUUAUUCGUCUUAUACAGUCCAAAUGGAUCGAUUGGGAUUUGAAAAUGUACUAUGAACCGUACAAUAUUCCAGCAGAAGCACGUACUACUACGCUUAAUGAAGAACUUGGACAAAUUGAAUAUGUCUUCUCGGAUAAAACAGGAACACUAACACAGAACAUAAUGACAUUCAAGAAGUGUUCGAUCCGUGGUCAACUCUAUGGCUAUGUAUUAGACGAAGCUGGUAAUGAAAUUCAAGAUCUAGAGAAACUCAAAUCAAUUGAAUUUGCCGAACAGAACAAAGAAUUUGUUUGGUAUGAUCAAAAACUAAUCGAUGACAUCAAACAUGACGAUCGCAAUGUUCACAAUUUCUUUUCUCAUCUUGCUCUAUGUCAUACAGUUAUGCCCGAAGAAAAAGACGGUCAAAUCAUCUAUCAAGCUCAAUCACCAGAUGAAAAUGCACUCGUCAGCGCUGCAUGCGUAUUUGGCUUUGUCUUUUGUGUUAUUAUCAAGAAGGAUGGCAGAAUAACGUUGUAUUGUAAAGGUGCGGAUUCGAAAAUUAAGGAACGACUGAAUCCGUCUGAGAAAGAUAUUAUGGCUGAAACUGAAGAACAUCUCACUAAAUUUGCUAACGAUGGUCUACGUACGCUUUGCUUAGCCUGGAAAGAUUUGGACGAAAUCGAAUACAGACGAUGGGCAGAAAAAUUGAACCAAGCCAAGACAAGUAUGGAUAGACGCGAAGAAAAAGUCAAUGAUACAUACGAAGAAAUCGAAACAAAUAUGAAACUUCUCGGUGCCACUGGAAUCGAAGAUAAGCUUCAAGAUGGUGUACCACAAUGUAUCGAACGUCUAAUACAAGCUGGUAUCAAAAUUUGGGUCUUGACUGGUGAUAAAGCUGAAACGGCUUUUAAUAUUGGACUAUCGUGUCGUCUAUUGACGAAUGAGAUGGAAAUUUAUACGAUUGAAGAAGAGAACGAAAACGACGUCAUGAAACGAUUAGAUCAAGUUCGAAAUGAAAUGAUUCAGAAAAUUAAACAACUAUUCAAUGUCAAUAUUGAGGAUCCAACGAAGCGACUUGAUUGGAAAGAUUGGGGUAUUGAUGAGAUGAAAUUCGAUCAAUAUCGCAAAGCAUCAUGUAGUGUUGAGCAGACGAAUCAUAAUCAGCGAAAUAAUGGUUUUACUACUAUGAAUACAUAUUCACAAAAUCAAGAACAAUUCGAAGGUUUCGGACUGCUCAUUACUGGCCAAGCAUUGGCUCAUGCAUUGACCGAUAAAAUAAAAAUGAAAUUUCUCGAAUUGGGUACUAUGUGUAAGACAGUGGUUUGUUGUCGAGUAACGCCACUACAAAAAGGUCUGGUCGUCGAAUCGGUGAUGCAGAAUGAAAAAAAGAUCACAUUGGCGAUUGGUGAUGGAGCGAAUGAUGUACCCAUGAUUCAGAAAGCUCAUAUCGGUAUUGGUAUUAGCGGUCAAGAAGGCCGACAGGCUGUACUAGCCAGUGAUUUCAGUUUUGCACAAUUUCGUUAUCUUGAACGACUCUUACUCGUCCAUGGACGUUGGUCAUAUUUACGUAUUUCAAAAUUUUUGCGCUACUUUUUCUACAAAAAUUUUGUCUUCACAUUGUGUCACUUUUGGUUCGGUUUCUUUUCGGGUUUCUCGGCUCAGACUGUGUACGAUCAGUUCUUUAUCGGUACUUAUAACCUUUUCUUUUCUUCAUUGCCUGUACUUGCAGUGGCUGUCUUAGAUCAGGAUAUCAGCGCUGAUCAUUCGUUGAGUAAACCACAUUUAUUCGUUCGUAUGCGUUUCAUGCCAACUACGACCGACAAAGCCCGACUCAAUCAAAAGUUUCGUAACGAAGAAAAAGCAGCUUUCGUUGCAUAUAUUGCACCACAAUUACGUCAUAGAAAGCGAUCUAUACGAUCAGGUUAUGCAUUUUCUCAACAAGAAGGUUGGGGUGAAUUGAUUGCAUCAGGACAACUGCAAGUCAAAUCGACAUCCCGUGCACAAUCUUCACAAGCGAGUUAUCUGAAAAUGGAAUUAAAAUUAUUGUUUUAA
Rotaria sordida is the source of this 2229-nucleotide messenger RNA. Lineage: Eukaryota; Metazoa; Rotifera; Eurotatoria; Philodinida; Philodinidae. The record is from the annotation of a GenBank genome assembly.